Heterocephalus glaber (naked mole-rat) is the source of this 2787-nucleotide messenger RNA. It is a transcript of the gene Ccdc81, whose product is annotated as coiled-coil domain containing 81. The record is from RefSeq and is a predicted model, not a curated record. Lineage: Eukaryota; Metazoa; Chordata; Mammalia; Rodentia; Bathyergidae. Gene Ontology annotation, cellular component: microtubule organizing center.
CCCUCCUCUCCCUCCGCUUCCUUCAGCACCUGCUUCCCGCUCCGGCUCACUUUCUCACUCUGUCUGUCACUGUUCUGGUGGGCACAUUUUUUGCACUCUUGGAGAAAGGCUGGACAGUUUUCAGGCAUUCUGCCGUGGCAGCCUUCCAAGAGCCAGAUCAAGCAAGGGACAGGAAGGGCGAGAAAUAACAUUUAUUUAAGAAAAAAGUAGAAAAAUUUCAAGAUUUUUAUUUUUAAAGGACAUCCUGGGCUCCAGAGAGAAGUGGCUGGUGGGUGGGUAAAUCACUUUAGGAGAAACUUCCUAUAAGGAAGGAAGAAGAGAGCCACCGAGGACCAAACAAGGAGUGAACUGGGGACUGAAGAUGUUGGACACUAUGCUCCCUGAUGUACAGGAGCUGGGCAGGCCGGUGCUGCCCACGCUGCCCUCGCUGAGCAAGGAGGAAGUCUCUACUAUCUGGGGGACUGUUUCAGAAUUUGUGGAACGACAGCUAACCUUGCAUAAGGGGGUUAAGAUUCCAGGACUUGGAACUUUCACUUUCACAAGACAAAAGCUUGAGGUGGGAAACAACAGGUUUAUUUUACUCCAGAGGCCUGUGUUCAUCAUGGCUGAGAAGUUAGUGCAAAUCCAUGGACUCAAACAAAACAAAGUAUAUUCUUCUGGCGAUAUCCCAGUUAUUCCACUUAAUUUUGUCAUGAUAUCCCUGCAGAGUCCAUUUACCAGGGAUACAGUGGAAGGAUGUGUUAAGGAGACAUUGCUUUUUCUAUCACGAUCCAUUUCCAUAAAAAAAAAUGUGGAGUUUACAUUCAAAGGAAUUGGGGUACUUCUGAUCAGAGACAGAAAAGUGAAGAUGAAAUUUUAUAAAGACUUCCUUUGUACUGUGGAUGGAAGUGGGACUUUGAUGAAAGCCUUAGCAAAUAGGCCUGGCACUGUGGACUCAGUGUUGUCUUCCAGAGAGGCCACUGGGAGGCGGCCUGGCAGCACUCUUGGAUUUCCAAGGACUGAGCACAAAGAUACGGAGAACAAAUCACCCAUGGAGACCAUUGCAGAAGAAGGUGAAGGGAACAGACAUGGGAAAUAUAAGUUGAAAGACCACUCAGAUAAAGAAGCCGUCAGAGAAAUCUCAUCACCGAAGAGAUUACAAGAUAGACAAACCAUCUCCCCUGCCAAAGUGACAAAUGUCAGCUUGUUGGACAAAGUUGAACAAAGUGGAAAUAGUGGGAAGAAUAUGAUCCCUGAGAGAUUAUCAACUCCAGGUUGUCUGAAUAAUGACAAUGAAACGAAGCCCAGAACAUCCCUAGCUCUUGCUUGCCAUGAUCAUAAUAAAGCAGGACAGGAAAUGUGCUAUGUAUGUUUGCAACGAGCACAACGAAAUUUCCCAUUGUACUACAGUGAGGAGAGGAGGAGGAAAGAGAUAGAAGAUGAACAACUCCUACAGCAGUAUCAAAUGUUGAAAGAUCAAGAGGCUUUCAUCAAGCACCAGAUGAAAACUUUGGCAACUAGAGAACAGAAUCAGAAAAAUGCUGCCUAUAAUUUUGGAGUUGCUGAAGCUAUAAGAAAUCACAAGCAUGAGAAACCAGAAUUUUAUAAAUCUUUUCUAUUCUAUAAACGGCCACUUAGUCCUGAGAUUAAUGCUCUUAGGCAAGAGGAAUAUUCCCAAAGUCUCCUCAAACAAAUGGAUAACAGACGGAAAAAAGAAAUAAUACAAAGACAAGACAGAGAGUUGAUGGACCACCUAGAACAAGUGCAACUCACAGAAGAACUUGCUGCACAAAGAGCCAAAUAUUUAAAAGAUAAGAUGGAAGAAACACAGUGCUACAAAAGAGCUUUGGAUGCACAGAUAAAGAAUAAGCCCUUCCAGUUGCCCAUAUUUGAACCAGACUCUUCUCAACCUAUCUUCAGUAAUAAUGAAGAUGAGCUGAUGGUGGAAAGGCGAAAGCAAGGGCAGAAUUAUAUGAAGCACCAGCUGAAGUCAGCUGCUAGUCUCAAGAGGAAAGCCAUCCUGCAGAAGCUGAUGGAUCAGAAGCGGGAUUUGCAGAUGCUUCAGAGGUCAAAGACAGAGCACUUAGCAGACAGAACUGCUGAGGUGGAGCAUGUGAAAAGGAUCAACCAGUGCUUUCAGGAGGACUGGGAAAGGAGCGCUACCAUGAAGAAACAGCGGGACCUGGAGGAAAAAGCUUUUGAGCGGGCUUCUGACAAGCUGUUCCUUUUGGACCAGUGUGAGAAGUAUCCUCGCUGCAAACAAUGCCAGAAGCACAUCUUCAACAGGGGGGAGAGCAACCUGUGGCCCACGAACAAGUUCUUGCACGGCUCCCGGUUGCUUGUGUAAAACUUGAAAUUUGGACCUGCAAUUCAUGGAAAACUAUUUUUUAAAAUAUUUUACAUAUUUGGAGUGAUUAUGAAACUGCAUACUUGUACCUCAGAGGAAGAAAAACUAUUGUUCAGGUUUGGUGCUUUCAGUGGGUUGCUUUAACAACCCAUAAUUGGAUUAGUUUCUGCAGAUUUCUCUUCCUGUCUCCCUCCCUUAUUUAUUUCUGUAACUGGCCUUUGAUGGCAGUGAAGGUAUCUAAAUAGUUUUGAGGGCUAGAACCUAUUUGCUACAGGGACCAUGAGUGGGAUCCAGCUUCUUGCUGGCUACUGCUGACUCAGCCCUGCUACUCCCUCUGGGACUUCAUCCUUUUUCACCUGUAAAAAUAGGAUAAUGACAAUAAAUAUUUUCUAAGUGUCUGACUGUGCAUGAUAAUUCAUAAUGGUAAAUUUACCCCCUGGCUGUCCUUUUUAGAGGGCUGU